CGUUCAGAUGCGUGUCGUACAGCACACACAUACACACACUGUGUGAGCCUUUAAUUAAAAAUUGCUGAAACUGCCAGAAUUUUUUUUAUUCGCCAUCAAUGACACUAAAUCAGACCGGACAAAUCAAAACCAGUUACACGGGUUAAAAUCAGUAAGCAUGUCCCAUUUCUGCAUUCGAAAACCACCAAUCUUAACUCACAACUAAAGAACGAUUUUGUAUGUGAUUUCUGUCUGUGAUGGCAAAAUCAGGCCAAAAAAUAAAAUCAAAUCACAUCGUGUAAACGUGUCUUUUUAAUAAUAGAGUCCUGGUGUUGUCAUGCUUUAAUCUCUUACACAUGUGGAAAGACAAAAACUCUAAUUUGAGCUGAAUUUUAUUACAUAGACCACUCUCAUUUCUUCUGAAAAAACACUUAUCAGACACGAGUCUGAUCUAUGACCAUAUACGAAAAUAGUUCGGGUCUGAUGCGAAGAGAUCUUUCUUUCGGGUCCUGACACAGAUGUCGCAUUAAGGCAGAGUAACUUCACCAUGAAGAAUUGCAACAUCCAUAAUACCACGCACACUUCAUUUUCCAAAAAGGAAGUUGCAAUACUGGACAUUUAUCAUUUAGAAGGACAUCUGAGGUGAAGGAUUUUCAGACACAGAAGCCUAAGAAAAGAAGCAAAAACCUACUAUCUAUUACCUCCUGUCGUGUUUGAUUUCGACCAAAGACAUUAAGCAUGCCACCCAUCUUCUGGACAAUUGCAGUCUCGUCAUUGCUUUUAAUGGUCAGAGCCGCAGUUCUGAUAAAUGUAGACAAAAAUGUCCAGCUCUGUUCCUUUAGAAGGGACAAAUCAAAGGACCUUACCAACAGCAACCUGAACAGGAUACCAUCAGACUUGCCAGAUGACACUGAAAACUUAGAUGUCUCUGAAAACAACAUUUCUAGUAUCAUCCAUGCUGACCUGUACAGACUCACUCGCCUGUGUUUCCUCAAGAUCACCAACUGUGGCCUUCAAUUCAUCUCCCCUGAUGCCUUUUAUAAUAACGCAGAGCUCAAGGUUCUCAACAUCUCCUACAACCUACUGACCGUUAUUCCCUACUUGCCUCUUCCACAACUUAGGAUCUUAGACCUUUCCGGCAAUGAUUACGACAGCUAUACUCUUCCAGCUUUUUUCAGUAACUUGACAUAUCUUUCUACCUUGGCAAUAGGAAGUCCAAAAGUAACGUCAGUUAAAAUUGAUGAUUUGGCACCACUUCAAAAUACACAUUUAAAACAAUUCACAUUCGGAGGUGGCACUGAGAUACAAAAAUAUGAAAAUGGUUCAUUUGCCCAACUUAAAUCAUUGGAGGAAGUGUCUCUGAGAGUGACUUUUUGUCACAACUUUGAUAUUUUCAAAACCAUGUUGAUGGACCUUGACCAAACACAUACGAAGAGAAUCAGGCUAAUCAAGCUCUUUCCAGAUCAGUGUACAAUUUCAAGUGAUCCUUUCGAGGGCCUCGAGAAACUCCAUGUACUCUCCAACUUCACCAUUGUGGACACCUUGAUUAACAGCUCUGUCAUGGUGAAACUCCUCCAAAAUAUCUGGAAAUCAUUUUUUGAGGAACUUGAAUUUCUGAACAUAACUUAUAAUGAAGAUACUCCAUAUGGGUUUCAAUUCCCCAGUCAGAACCAUACACUCAGUUUACGAGCAGUUGUUUUUAACGGUGUGAACCACUAUCAAUAUCGGUAUCCUACAGUCAACAUGAGCAUGGACUUGAUUUCUCAGCUGACUUACUUGAAGUUCUCUGGUACGGGAAUGAAUAUUCUUCCAUGCAAUCUCAUUUCAGCUAUACCAUCACUGCAAAUUUUGGACCUGUCAAACAACCUUUUGGAUGAUACAGGAUUCUGGUGGUAUUUGUGCUCAUUUGAGAGUGUGUUUCCAGCUUUGAGACAGCUUUCGUUAAGCAACAAUCGUUUUUCUGACCUGGCGUAUAUUUCUAAGCGGACUCAUGAAAUGAAGGUUUUAAUGUCCCUUGACUUAAGUUUUAACUCCAUUCAGAUUGGGGGUCCAUGCUCCUGGCCCUCACACCUCACUGAACUGAAUCUCAGCCAUAACAACUUGGGCGACUCUGUUUUUCAAUACCUGUCCCAUCAUUUCCAAAAGAUCGACCUCUCCAAAACAGGCAUAAGCGUCAUCUCCCAAGAUGUCCUCUCACAGUUCCCCAGACUCACACACCUCAUCCUGAGCUUUAACAGCAUACAUCUCAUCCCCUCGGAUCUUCAUGCACCUGUGCUGCAAACCCUUUACGUUGAUCAGAAUUCCAUCACGUCCAUUGACCAGGCUGCGCUCGAGGGCCUCCCCAGCCUGCAGACUUUAAAAGCAGGUAACAAUCCAUUUGUCUGUGAUUGUGACUCUUUUUGGUUUGUAACCAUGUUGAACAAGGCUCUUCUUCCUGAUUGGCCAUUAGACUACACAUGCAGUUCUCCACCAUUACUAGCAGGAAAGUACUUAGACACAUACAAACCGGGAAAACUUUCCUGUCUACCAGGACUCCAAGCAGCAGUGGCUCUACCAGUAAUUAUUGUUAUUACAGCUGCUUUGGGCAUCAUUUUCUAUGCAUGUGAUGGCAUCUGGUACACCAAAAUGCUCUGGGUAUGGAUAAGAGUGAAGCGUCGGAGCACCAGACAGGCAAAUAAAUCAAAGAACAGCGCCUUUCUUUACCAUGCAUUCAUCUCCUACAGCCAUCAUGAUUGCACCUGGGUGGAUUCUGAACUAGUCCCAGCUUUGGAGAGCGCAGGUUUGUCCAUCUGCAUUCACGAGCGAGACUUUGUACCUGGCCAAUGGAUUGUGGACAAUAUCAUUAGUUGUGUGGAAAGCAGUUACAAAACAAUCUUUAUCCUGUCAAAGCACUUUGUUCAGAGUGAAUGGUGCAACUAUGAGCUCUUUUUCGCUCAGCACAGAGCAAUUAGUGUGAGGGAUGACUCACUGGUCUUCAUUCUGUUGGAGCCCAUUCCAUCUGACUCUCUGCCUAAAAAGUUCCUGAGGCUAAGCACCAUGCUAAGACAGAAAACCUACCUGGAGUGGCCAAAAGAUGAAACCAAGAAAAAAGUCUUUUGGUCUAGUCUCAGGUCCAUCUUGCAGACUGCAGACAAGCGUAUGGUGCUGAAAGAGAUUGCUUUUGACAUAGCUGAAAAUGCUCUUUUAUUGAAUGCUCAACAGUAAAGUUUCCUACAAACUGUACUUCUGUACCAAUGGUAGCUGCAGGACAAUCAAAAACAUCAAAACAAUUAAAACAGCAUUUCCCUAGGUGUUUUAUUCUUCUUAUACCACAGUAAUUUGGCAAUAAUUACAUGCUUUAAUUAAUUAAACAACACAUACUUUUUAUUGGUUUACAGUUACAUUGAAUAAUGGAAUGUGGACACACAAGUGAAUGUGAAUGUUGACAAACAAGCUAUUAACUAUUAUCACUCACAUUAUAGCAGCUAUAAACAGUAGUUCCCUCACCAGCCUCAUCAACCUUUUUUUCUCUCUGUUGAAUUUAAUAAGACAAAACAGUAUAAGAUGUCUAGCAGCUUCUUAGGUUACAGAGAAAGUACAGACUUAACGUGUCAGAAAACUUAAAUUUACAGUUUUACCUCUGACUUUUAUAAAGCCCUGACUCUGGAGACUUCUUCCAAAAUUCUAAUUAAUCAUCACCUGACAGAAAACUUCACCAUAUGAACAUUUACACACAUUAAUCUGUUCAUGCAGAGCAUCUGUCAUACAAGUCAUAAAUUGCCUUGAGUAUACAAAUAUGCUUAUUUACUGUGUAAAAUUGACAUACAAGUGAGUGUGUAGUUUGACUCUGUCUCCAUCUACUGUUAAAGUAGUAUUUGCUUCAAAUUUCAGUGUACAUUAUGCAUUGUUGUUAUUUUUAUUUUAUUGCAUUUUAUUUGAUUUUAUAGUAAUAUACUGGACAUUUAUAUUUACAUUACAUUUAUUCAUUCAGCAGACGCUUUUGUCCAAAGUGACUUACAAAUGAGGAAAUACAAGCAAAGUGAAGAACAAUACUAAUAGUGCUACCAUGCAAGAUUUAUAAUCGAGUUUUAGAGGAACAAGGUUGCAGAGUAGAGAUGUAAGAGCUAGUGUAAGUGCAGACUUUAUUUGUUUAUUAAUUUUUAAAGGGGGCAAGGGGGCAAGUUAGGGGUUGGAUAAGUGUUCAGGGAAGAUAGUGACAGAUUCUGCUGCUGGAUUGAGAUUUCCACCACUAAGGGACAGUCAGUUUAAUGGUUCUGCAUAGGUACCUCAUGCCUCAGUGAGUUGGCACUACCAGGCGUCGGUCCUUAACCAAUUGCAGGUAGCGUGAGGGAACAUAAACCUAAAGGAAAAUGUUGAGGUAGGGAGGUGCUCUUCCAGACAAGGUCUUGUAUGUGAGCAUCAAGGCCUUGAAUUUGAUGCGGGCAGUGGAGGGAGAUGAAGUGGGGUAUGAUGUGGGUCCUUUUGGGCUGGUUGAAAACAAGGCAUGCUGCUGCAUUCUGAAUCAUCUGAGGUGGUGUGAUGGAGCUGGCUGGGAGGCCUGGGAGACGUACGUUGCAAUAGUCCAGUUUUGAGAUAACAAGAGCCUGGACUAGUAGCUGUGUGGCAUGAUCAAUGAGAUAGGGUCUGAUUUUCUUGAUGUUGUACAGAAUGAACCUACAGGACCAUGCAGUUGUUGAAAUGUGGUCUGUAAAGGUCAACUGGUCAUCGAAAGUCACCCCAAGGUUAUUUUUUACACUUCCUGACAGAUGGAAACUUGUACUUGACAUGGGUUUAAAAUUUUUUUUUGUUAUGGGCCAAAAAUCUGCAAUCCCUUUAUUCAUUUGUUUGUCCCAUAUGGGUUUCCAUUUUGUAGUAGGAUAUGGACAGUAGAACAGUAUGGAUGGUCCAGUCACAGUACCACACAUGAUGUUGACACUAUUUUUUAAAAUUGUUUUUGUUUUUAAUAAAACAAUAAAUUCUUUGCUUAUCAAACCAUACUGAAAGGCAGCUGACAUAAAAAUCACAAAUGUUUUCUGGUAUCCUAUAACUAGCCAUAUGAGGAUAAUUGAUUUUAACAGGGUUGAUGAUAUUAUCGUAAACUGGUAUUGGAGCAACAGUUCUCUUUGUCAUGUCCCU
Ictalurus furcatus (blue catfish) is the source of this 5094-nucleotide messenger RNA. RefSeq names its product toll-like receptor 1. Gene Ontology annotation, biological process: immune response; toll-like receptor signaling pathway; inflammatory response. The coding region runs from base 718 to 3183 and encodes 821 amino acids. Gene Ontology annotation, cellular component: membrane. The record is from RefSeq and is a predicted model, not a curated record. The transcript has 3 exons. Lineage: Eukaryota; Metazoa; Chordata; Actinopteri; Siluriformes; Ictaluridae. Gene Ontology annotation, molecular function: transmembrane signaling receptor activity; protein binding.